Messenger RNA from Myodes glareolus (Bank vole), 1793 nucleotides. RefSeq names its product cell surface glycoprotein CD200 receptor 2-like. The record is from RefSeq and is a predicted model, not a curated record. Gene Ontology annotation, cellular component: external side of plasma membrane. NCBI's taxonomy places the organism in Eukaryota, Metazoa, Chordata, Mammalia, Rodentia, Cricetidae. Gene Ontology annotation, molecular function: signaling receptor activity. Gene Ontology annotation, biological process: regulation of neuroinflammatory response.
ACUGAGCACAAACGUUGACCUUGAGGGACAGAUUCACUGAGUCCAUCCAGAGCUCAUGGUGAUUUGUGUUUCACUAGAAACCACUCCAGAUGAACGCUGUGGGGAGGACAUCGGUCUUGGGGUUACUGAUCUCCAUCACUAUUUUGGCGCCUGAUUCAAGUUAUUCAAAUAAGGGACACCAGCAGGAACCACCAGAUUAUCAGCUGCCGGGGCCUUGGAUGGAUCAGCAGCUGGAUUCCCUUUCUGUACAGUCUAACACCACACUGUAUGUAGAGAUGGGCACAAAGUCUCUGCUGUCCUGCCCUGCUGUUCCACUGGCAAAAGCAGUAUUAAUAACGUGGCUCCUAACCCCCAGAGGCCAGCCUUCCUGCAGAAUAUCCUAUACCUUGGAGACAAAGGAGACCAGUAAAAUAGGCUGCACCGACAGGAGAAUCACCUGGGCCUCCACACCUGAGCAGAGUCCUGACCUUCAGAUCAGUGCCGUGGCCCUCAGUCAUGAUGGGUAUUACUCAUGUCAAAUAACAACACCUGAUGGGGAUUUCCAAGAAGGAUAUGACCUUCAAGUGCUAGUCCCCCCAGAAGUAACCUUGUUUCCAGGGGAAAACAGAACAGCAGUUUGUGAGGCAAUUGCAGGCAAGCCAGCUGCACAGAUCUUUUGGACUCCAGAUGGGAAUCACGUCACUAAGAAGGAAUCACACAGCAAUGGCACCGUGACUGUCAGGAGCACAUACCACUGGGAGCAGAACAAUAUGUCUGCUGUGUUCUGCUUUGUCUCCCAUCCGACUGGCACCAAGCUUCUGUCUACAGAACAGAAUCGAGUUACAGGUGUCACUAGCACGCCACGUUCCCUGCUGACCAUUCUCUAUGUGAAACUUUCCCUUCUGGGGAUUAUUCUGCUCAUCAUAGGAUUUGCUUUCUUCCAGAAGAGAAAUUAUUUCAGAAAGUGAAAAUCUAGGUUUCUGAAGCCCUUAAGUCUGAUGACACAAUACAAGAAAGCAACCAUUCACCAUCACCUUGUUGAUAUCCAGCUUACAUGAUCCUGAUGUCUUCACGUUUGUUAGAAGUCAUGUGACAGAUGACAGUCAUGCAGUGUGACUAUACAGGCAAAAUCUUGGUGUUUGCAAUCAUACAUGCUGUGAAUGACUAUCUACUCUCUACUUUCCCCACUUCUCAGACCGAAGAAGAAGAUGGCUUAGCAAAAGGUCAACAACAGUGCUCGGUGUAUUUCCUUCACCCACAUCCUCCAUGAAUGGCUUCCACCAAUUUCCUGUUCCUAGAUUCAUUUUAUGUGAUCAUAAAUGUUACACUUUCAGGUGCUGUGAGAAGCAACAUCUUCAAGUCAGUCCACUAACUGGCCUUCUUUGCUUGCUUGCUACCAAGUAGCUAGACAGUUGCCUUUUGUAAUAAUCAUUGAAUAGCUAGCUAGGAGCCAUUUCUUUUUUUUUUUUUUUAGCAGUAUCUCUGCAUUUUAAAACCUGGACCCAGAGAAGGUACUGAAAGUAUCUUGGAGAUAACACUGAAAAUCCCCUUACUAUUUUGAACCCCAUUGUCUCAAUUCCCCUUGCUGUUUGCAUUGUGACUUACACAGAGAUUAGGAUGGAUCAAUAUGGGUUAGGAUAAGAUACUGGUGAACCCUAAUAGCUGUACAUCAAGAAGAAAAAGAGGAGGCUCGAGAUUAGCAAAUAUCUGCACACAAUAAAGGGUAGAAGAAUGCUAUCAAGAUUAUUGUCUACUUUAAUAGAAGGAAAUUACCAUGCAUUAAGCAGUGAAUAAAUUCAUUAUUGUCAAACACA